Molecule: messenger RNA, 1462 nt
Organism: Dunckerocampus dactyliophorus (ringed pipefish)
Lineage: Eukaryota; Metazoa; Chordata; Actinopteri; Syngnathiformes; Syngnathidae
Exons: 21
Coding region: 35-1462 (475 amino acids)
Source: RefSeq, a predicted model, not a curated record
CACGGCACAAGUGAGUCGAAGCAGCAGGGAAGACAUGAGAGCCCACUGUUCCUGCAGGCUCCAUUGUGGAAGAACUUUCAACAUGCAGAGGAAGGUAGACAUACCGGGCAAGAAGCCUCAAAAGGCAUUUCUGCUCUCGGCGAGCAGCGUCCUCUCCACCUACAUGUUUGGACUUAUCUUCAUCACCAUGGUAUCGGCACCAGCUAACCCCGUGCAGAAUCUGCCAGAACAUGUGAACAAGCCAGACGGUCCAAAAGUAAACAUCAACCAGACUCUGGCAACACCUGAGGACGAGCUGGACACAGUCGCAGUAAACAUCAACCAGACUCUGACAACACCUGCAGACAAGCAGGACACAGACGCAGUAAACAAUUACCAGAAUCUGACUGCAUGUGUGGACAAGCUGGACACAGAUGCAGUAAACAUCAACCAGAAUCUGACAGCCCGCAUGGGCCAGCUGGAGAAGUAUUUUGAGACUCUGAAAGAACAUGUGGACGAGCUGGGUGAAGAAGCAGCAAAAUCUGAGCAAGUUCAGAAUUUGAAAAUACGUGUGGACAACCUGGACAGAGAUGCAGUAAAAAACGCUGAUGUUCAGAAUCUGACAGCACGUGUGGACAACCUGGACAGAGACGCAGCAAAAACCACAGCUGUUCAGAAUCUGACAGCACUUCUAGACAACAUUAACAGAGACGCAGCAAAAACAAUGGAUGUUCGGAAUCUGACAGCACGUGUGGACAACCUGGACAGGGACGCAGCAAAAACCACAGAUGUUGAGAAUCUGACAGCACGUGUGGAGUUUCUGGACAGAAACGCAGCAAAAACUACGGCUGUUCGGAAACUGACAGCACGUGUGGACAAUCUGGACAGGAAUGCAGCAAAAACCGCAGCUGUUCGGAAUCUGACGGCACAUGUGGACAACCUGGACAGAGACGCAGCAAAAACCAAGGAUGUCCAGAAUCUGACAACCUAUCUGAACAAGCUAGAUGGAAAAGUUGUAACAAUCGUGGAAUCUAUAAAGAAAGCAAACAUACACCCUCACACGUAUACAUACAUCCUCCUGGAAAGUCUGACGGCACGCGUGAACAAGGUGGACACCGCAGUUGCCGUAAACAACAUUAAAAUUGAGAAUGUGGAAAAACGUGUGGACGCUGCAAAAACUGUACACAUGGAAGUUAAGAAUCUGGAAAGACGUGUGAACAGGCUAGACACCGCAGAAGCAGUAAACAACAAUAAAGUCGCGGCUCUGGAAGCACGCAUGCUGGACAAGGACACUGCAGAAGCAAAACUUAAAGCUCUGGAAGCACGCAUGCUGAACAAGGACACUGCAGACGCAAAACUUCUGGCUCUGAAACAGGCGCUGGACAAGGACAUUGCUGAAGCAAAACUUAAGUAUUACCCAUGUGCUCCUCCAGGCUCUGGAAGCACGCAUGCUGGACAAGGACACCUCAGAAGCAAAACUUAA